This is a messenger RNA of Drosophila eugracilis, 2124 nucleotides long. It is a transcript of the gene RIOK1, whose product is annotated as serine/threonine-protein kinase RIO1. The coding region runs from base 137 to 1891 and encodes 584 amino acids. Lineage: Eukaryota; Metazoa; Arthropoda; Insecta; Diptera; Drosophilidae. Gene Ontology annotation, cellular component: cytosol; preribosome, small subunit precursor. The record is from RefSeq and is a predicted model, not a curated record. Gene Ontology annotation, biological process: maturation of SSU-rRNA. The transcript is spliced from 3 exons. Gene Ontology annotation, molecular function: ATP binding; protein serine/threonine kinase activity.
UUCAACACGUGCGGUUUCUUGGACAUAUUUGUGAAAUUUUUGAACUUGCGGUGGACCGAAAUUUCGCCAGCUUAGAAAGCUUUUGCAAUAUAAAAAGAACAAACUUUUAUAAUUAUUACUUACUGCAGGCUCUGCAAUGAACGACGAACAGCAUAAGUACAGCGACGCCGAGGAAGACGAAGAAGACCUGCGAAAUUCCGAAUGGGUAAACGAUUUCAAGACCCUCACAGUGAAGGACGAGAUAUUUAAGGACAUAAAGCUAACGCCUAAGGAUGCCAGCGAUGACCUGGCGCAAGUUAUAGAAGCCUCGAACGAUGAGGAGGAAGCGGAAGACGAUGAGGCAGAGGAUUAUGAUGAGGAUGACUACGACGACGUGGGCGAUGACUACGAUACGUAUGAGGAGGCUUACACUGGCUUCAACAAGGUCCAUGUCCAGCCACAGCUGACAAACGCCGGCGGAGGUGCUUCUGGCGGAGGAUCUGGAGGAGGAUCUGGUGGCACACAACGUUUAAGCAGCUACCAGCCCAAUGAAAAGCUGCUCCGGCGUUACUCCGCCCGCAUAAACGUAGAGAAGUAUGAUCCCACCACCAAUAUGAGUGCUCAAGCGGCCAACCGACUGGUGAACUUCGAUCGACGCGAGCGGACGCAGGUGCGUGACAAACACGACCGUGCCACCGCGGAGCAGGUGAUGGAUCCACGCACUCGGAUGAUACUUUUCAAACUGCUGAAUCGUGGUCUGAUACAGGAGAUCAACGGAUGCAUUUCGACCGGCAAAGAAGCAAACGUUUACCAUGCUGUUUCGAAAAAUGGCGAAGAGGAGUUUGCUAUAAAGAUCUAUAAGACGUCCAUUCUAGUCUUUAAGGAUCGCGACAAGUAUGUGUCUGGUGAGUUCCGUUUCCGUCACGGGUACUGCAAGCACAACCCACGAAAAAUGGUGCGCACUUGGGCUGAGAAAGAGAUGCGAAACUACUUGAGGAUGCGCAACGCCGGUGUUCCAGUGCCGGAGCCGAUCCUGCUACGCUCACAUGUCCUGGUCAUGCGCUUCUGUGGUCGUGACGGCUGGCCCGCCCCAAAGCUAAAGGAUGUUGAGAUAAGCACCUCGAAGGCACGCGAGUUGUACAGGGAUUGCGUGGUCAUAAUGUGGCGCAUAUACAAUCAAUGCCGUCUCGUACACGCUGAUCUUUCUGAAUUCAACAUUCUGCUGCAGGAUGGGCAGCUGGUUAUUAUCGACGUGAGCCAGUCAGUGGAACACGAUCAUCCCCAUUCCUUCGACUUCCUUCGCAAAGACUGCACUAACAUCUCAGAGUUUUUCCGCAAACGGGCGGUAGCGACGAUGACUGUGAAGGAACUGUUUGAUUUUAUUACUGACCAGACUAUCACUGCCGAAAACAUGGAGGAGUGCCUGGAGCGCAUUUCGGAGCGGAUCAAGGAUCGUGACUUUGACGCUAUAUCGGCUCAGGAGAAGAUCGACGAGGCCGUGUGGCAGAACACCUACAUUCCCAAACGGUUAGACGAGGUUCGUCACUUUGAGCGGGAUGUGGCUAAGGCCAAGCAGGGUGUGCAACAAAAUCUGAUCUACGGUAAGAUUACCGGACUAACUUCGGAUUUGGAUGUGCAACAGCAGCCAGACGUUCUGGAAUCUAAAACGGGUAAAGAUGAGGAAGGUGGUGACGCCCAGACAAGCGGCAGCGAAGACGAGGGAUCGCAGGAUAACGACAACGAAGAUGAUGGUAGCCGCUUUAAGAAUUCCGCAAGACCACGCGAGGAGUCUCCGGAUAGUAAGAAGGCGCGCAAGAAGGCCGUAAAAGAUGCGAAAGCAGAACAGCGAAAAGUUAAAGUCAAAAAGCAUGUGAAAAAACGCAAGGAGAAAAUGGGCAGCAUGAAGAAAUAGUACUAAAUCUAUUUAGUUUAGCAGUGAUUUUAAGUUAUUAUUAUUUCAUUAACAUUGUGUUAUUUACGUGCAUCGUAAAAAAUGCAAUGGUUCAAGCAAGAUUGCUAACAUGAUUUGAAUAAUUACAAUAUUGAGUAAUUGAGUUAGAAUAAUUUCUCUAUUGUAAAUACUGUACCAAUUGGCUGUGGAAUUGACACAGCAAUAAUAAUAUUAUUAAACCAACAUGUAAAAUA